Drosophila ficusphila is the source of this 168-nucleotide messenger RNA. RefSeq lists its product as uncharacterized. NCBI's taxonomy places the organism in Eukaryota, Metazoa, Arthropoda, Insecta, Diptera, Drosophilidae. The record is from RefSeq and is a predicted model, not a curated record.
AUGACAGCUAACAAACAACCGUUAAGUGCCGCAACAAAUCGCCAAAAAUUGAAAACUGUGGGAAUACUGCUCCACGUCAGGGACGCCGCAAAAGCCACGCCACGCUCACACAUAGCUACAAAUCUCGUUUGCCCACAGUGGGACGCAUACACAGGGAGAAAAGUUUAG